This is a messenger RNA of Neocloeon triangulifer, 1121 nucleotides long. Its product is annotated as pro-resilin-like. Gene Ontology annotation, cellular component: extracellular matrix. Bases 56 to 943 code for a protein of 295 amino acids. The record is from RefSeq and is a predicted model, not a curated record. The transcript has 3 exons. NCBI's taxonomy places the organism in Eukaryota, Metazoa, Arthropoda, Insecta, Ephemeroptera, Baetidae.
GCAUCAUCACUCGCAUCAUCUGCUCUUGCUAAUUCACAUCUCGAUCGGCGCCAUCAUGAAGAUCUUUGUCAUCGUAUCCGCCUUGUGCGCAUCUGUACUUGCCGAAGCCCCUCUAGAUAAUUAUGGGAUGCGCCCUCCGUCCUCCAACGCACCCUCGUCACACUAUGGCGCCCCUAGUAGAGGCCUGACCGACGCCAGGUUCCAGGAAUUUGGCGCCCGCACCUCUUCGUACGACCACCACCACUCGGACCAUCAUCAGGGCUACUCGCAGGCGCGCACCCCUUCCUCCGAGUACGGCGCCCCUCGCCAGGACGACUACUCCUAUGACGCACCUUCCACCUCCUACGGUGCCCCUUCCAGGUCCUACGGCCCUCCUUCUACUGAAUACGGAGCCCCGGCCCCUUCUGCCAAGUACGGACCUCCCUCGACGCAGUACGGCGCCCCCAACCCCUCCAAACAGUACCUGCCACCCUCGCAGAAAUAUGGCCCUCCGUCGCAGAAAUAUGGUCCUCCGUCCCAGAAGUACGGGGCUCCCAAAACUCAGAAUGCUGCCCCUAGAGUCCAGUUUGGCACCCCCAUCAAGUCCAACAACUACCAGUCUCGCGCCACCCCCGCACCCAGAUACAACGCUCCCACCCCCGCCCCCUACUCAGACAGCUACAGCCGUCGCACCGAAGAGUCUGCUGAUGGACCCUACCCUGGUGCCCGCAACAACGAUGACAUGUCUGAACCGGCCAGCUACGAGUUCAAAUACGAAGUGAACGACGCCGCUUCCGGCCAGGAGUUCGGACACAUGGAGAGUCGCGAGGAUGACGUCGUGACCGGCGAGUAUCGCGUCCUGCUGCCCGACGGCCGCACUCAGGUCGUCAAGUACGUGGCCGACAAGAACGGCUACCGCCCAACCAUCGAGUACCUCGAACCCAACCAGGGUGGACCGUACUAAGCGCCUGGAAAUUUGCACAAUUCCUAGCACAUUGAAUGCGCACGUGUAAAUAGUAGAACGUCGCGGUUAAUUUAUGUUUGCUGUACAAAAUGUUUUGUAAAAAUGUGUAAUUAUUGUAAUGAUGCGUUCAGCUCUUAAAUCGCCAUUUCAUGUUGGGUUGUGACAAAUAAAUAAGUUA